GCUCAUUUCAUUUCAUGACUUGCUUAAUUUUUUCUGUUUUUUGUUUUCUGUUUUCAAUGAAAAACAAAAUUCUUUAAAUUAAUUUUCUUUAUUCGAAAAUAAAAUGAGCAAUAUGAAUCAAGAUUUAGAAGAGACGGGAGAAUCGAAAAAGCUACAGGAUCAACAAAGAACAGAAAAUCUGAAUAAUAAUAAAAUGGAUAUUGUUAAAAAUGGCGAUAUUAUUAACAAAGGUGAUGAUGUUAAACAUGAAAAGAAUAAUAAAGAAAAAAAUCAGGCUAUUUCGAAUGUACCAACACAGCCUUCAUCAUCAUCGAAAAAUUCGGCCGAAACAAUGCAAGAUUUGAAACGUGCUCUUGAUCGAUUACAACUAAAAUCGGCUGCAAUGGGACUUGGAACCGGUAUCGAUCAACCAAAAUCACGUGAAGAUGCAUUGAAAAAAAGAUAUGAUUUUUGGGAAACACAACCAGUUCCAAAAUUGAAAGAAGAUGAUCCACCUGCCGAUCUAAAUGCACCGAUUCAUCCACCAAUUGAACCGGAAAAAAUUCCUAAAGAAUGUUUUAAUUUACCAUCAGGUUUUCAAUGGGUUAGUUUAGAUUUGGAUAAAGUAGACAGUGAAGAAAUGUUUGAAUUAUAUACAUUGUUGGCCGAAAAUUAUGUUGAAGAUGAUGAUAAUAUGUUUAGAUUUAAUUAUUCACGUGAAUUUCUUCAUUGGGUAUUACAAGCACCUGGUUGGAAUCCUGAUUGGUUUGUAGGCGUACGUGUAUAUAAACCGGAUCAGAAAAAGAAAGGUAAAUUAGUUGGAUUUAUUAGCGCAAUUCCAUCAACAAUUCGUGUAUAUGAUAAAGUGUUGGAAACUGUUGAGAUAAAUUUUCUUUGUGUUCAUAAAAAACUUCGUUCAAAACGUAUGGCACCAGUAUUGAUUAGUGAAAUAACACGUCGUGUACGUUUGAAAGGAAUAUUUCAAGCAUUAUAUACUGCCGGUGUAUUUCUGCCGAAACCAAUUUCAACAUGUCGUUAUUUUCAUCGUUCAUUAAAUCCAAAAAAAUUGAUUGAAGUUGGUUUUUCACAUCUAACACGUAAUAUGACUAUUGCACGUACAGUAAAAUUAUAUCGAUUACCUGAACAGCCAAAAUUAUCCGGUUUACGACAAUUUGAAUUGAAUGAUAUUAAACAGGUUCAAAUAUUAAUGAAUAAAUAUAUGGAAAAUUUUGAUCUGGUGCCUUUAUUUUCCGAAGAAGAAAUGGCUCAUUGGUUACUUCCACGAACCGAUGUUGUCGAUUCAUAUGUUGUUGAGCGGACCACCAAUGAAAAUAAUGAAGAAGAAAAAGAAAUAAUCGGUUUUUUUAGUUUUUAUAUAUUACCAUCAACAGUUAUGGAUCAUAAACAAUAUAAAGAAAUUCGUGCUGCAUAUUCAUUUUAUAAUGUACCAAGUGAACAUUGUACAUUAUUAGAAUUGAUGCAUGAUGCAUUGAUUAUUGCAAAAAAUACUAAUCUGGAUGUAUUCAAUGCACUCAAUCAAAGAGAUAAUGAAGUAUUUUUAAAAGAAUUAAAAUUCGGUGAAGGUGAUGGUAAUCUACAUUAUUAUCUAUUCAAUUGGAAAUGUCCACCAAUGAAACCGGAAAAAGUUGGAGUCGUUUUACAAUGAAAAAAAAAUGUUUUUUUUUG
Messenger RNA from Dermatophagoides pteronyssinus (European house dust mite), 1665 nucleotides. RefSeq names its product N-myristoyl transferase (gene Nmt). Gene Ontology annotation, molecular function: glycylpeptide N-tetradecanoyltransferase activity. The record is from RefSeq and is a predicted model, not a curated record. Gene Ontology annotation, cellular component: cytoplasm. Lineage: Eukaryota; Metazoa; Arthropoda; Arachnida; Sarcoptiformes; Pyroglyphidae. Gene Ontology annotation, biological process: N-terminal peptidyl-glycine N-myristoylation.